AUGGCGGAGGCAGGCGCGAGCAAGGCCAGCGAAGCAAAAACGCCCAGCGAUGCGGCGCCCGACGACGCAACCCGUUCCACCUCGACGGACGACGAUGUGGCGAAGAUCAAGGAGAUGGACGCGCCCUCGACAGCUCCAAUGGGCGAGCCGUCGGCUCCCUCGGGCGGAGGCAGCCCCAAGAAGCGGCGUAAGGGACGCCCAUGUUCUCGAUGUAUAAAACGUAACAUUGGCCACCUGUGUCAUGAUGAACCCCGCGAAUCUUCAAAACGUGUCAAGACCGACCAAGAUACCCAAACCGUCGACGAAGGUAGCAGUACAAAUAAUGACCUUGCUGACCCCCAGAAAAUGAAUCGAAGACUGUCUGGAACUGGGAUAAAUGAGCUUUUGGGAGGAGACACUUCAAUCGGGCUACCACCUGUCGUUGGCCAAGAAUUGUCGACGACGAGCAACCCGGGAAUCGGCUCCAACCAACAACGCUACAACGACUGGCCGUUAGGAAUGCCAAAUCAAUUUCAAGAGAUGCACCCUUACCAUCCGUCUUACAUGUUCAACGCCCCCGAAGUGACAAACGAAUACAACAUACUUAAUGAUUUCCUUAGCACAAGCCUUUUAGACGAAUCUACAAUGUACCAGGGAGACGAUGCCACGUCUUUAUUCACAGAUAUUUCGUUGCUGAACUCUAUGCCGGCUGCUGGCACAUUCAUCCCUCCACAGCAGCUUCAGCAAAACUCCAUGGCUCCUCCUCCGCAGUUUUCUGCUGCAUCGCAGUCCCAAGCUGCUCAAGGAAACUCUAUCCAAAGACCAAGCAGUACAGUGAAUGACAAGGCUAAGGAGACCUAUUAUAUGACCGCCGCAGAUCCUUCAGGGACAGACCCUCCUGAAGAAAGAAUGAACAAGCUCCUGAAAGCAAAGUAUGAUGCUGGGAUGCUAAAACCAUUCAACUAUGUAAAUGGUUAUGCACGACUCAAUAAAUACAUGGAAGAAAACCUACAUCCAUCCUCUCGACAGAAAAUCUUGCGUCAAUUAGACAAAUUCAGGCCUACAUUUCGGGAGCGAAUGCAUAGCCUUACUGAUAUCGAGCUUGUUCUAGUGGAGAUGUGGUUUGAGCGGAGUCUCAUGGAAUAUGAUCGUGUCUUUGCUAGUAUGGCGAUACCGGCAUGCUGCUGGCGGCGAACUGGCCAAAUUUUUCGGGGAAACAAGGAAAUGGCGCAACUGAUUAACGUGCCAAUUGAAUCUUUGCGAGAUGGUAAACUUGCCAUUCAUGAGAUCAUUGUAGAAGACCAACUGGUCAGCUACUGGGAGAAGUUUGGUGCAAUUGCCUUCGAUAGCUCACAGAAAGCCAUGCUCACGAGCUGCACUUUGAAGAGCCCAGACUCAAAAAGCCCUAAGCAGGAAAUACAAUGCUGCUUUUCCUUUACAAUACGUCGUGAUCCACAUAACAUCCCAUCGAUAAUUGUAGGAAAUUUUUUACCUACUAAAAGAACGGACAGAUAA
Ophidiomyces ophidiicola is the source of this 1494-nucleotide messenger RNA. It is a transcript of the gene RDS2, whose product is annotated as Transcription factor. Lineage: Eukaryota; Fungi; Ascomycota; Eurotiomycetes; Onygenales; Onygenaceae. The transcript is spliced from 5 exons. Gene Ontology annotation, cellular component: nucleus. Bases 1 to 1494 code for a protein of 497 amino acids. Gene Ontology annotation, molecular function: RNA polymerase II transcription regulatory region sequence-specific DNA binding. The record is from RefSeq and is a predicted model, not a curated record.